UCUCACUCUACUACUUGACUCUGUAACAGUCCCACAUUUCCUGGUGUCCAUUCACCUCACUCCAUCGCUGCAAGACAAUGAAGGACACACACACCCUGCUCAAUCUGCUUCUGCUGUUUGUGUACCUUGCAGGAUCAGCUGUGACCACUGAUGGAGUGAAGGACAGUCCCAAUGGUCCCUUGGAACUAACCAUUUUGGGACCUGACUUUGUGACUGUGGGCGUGCCAUGCAGUUUUGACUGUUCCGCCCAGUGCUCUCCCUCCUGUAGCUACAGAAUGAGUAUCGACGGGCAGAUUGGGCAGGGGAACGAAGUGUUCUUCACAGCUCGCCAAUGGGAGGAGUCCCUAAACCUCACAUGCACUGCAAGGAAUGAUGACUCUGGGAGGUACUCUACAGUAACAAGGAUACUGCAGGUUUUAGCUGGACCAAGCAACGUAUUGAUCACAGGCCCUGACUUGAUGACCCCAGGGGCCCCACAAAGCUUCAAGUGUAACGCCGACUGUCGUCCCUCCUGCAMCUACAUCUGGGGGAUAAAGGGCCGAUGGCCUGGGGGACAGGGGAACGAGAUUACCGUAACUCCCGAAGAGUUGGCCACUUCUGCUACCCUGAACUGCAAGGCCAUCAACAGUGUGUCUGGGCUCUAUGCCAUGGCAACCAGGACCAUACCUGUGACAUCUGGUCCAUCAGAGGUCCACAUCAUAGGCCCAGACUCUGUUGCAGUCGGCUUCAAGUCCAAGUUUCGGUGCACUGCCAAAUGCAUUCCUGCUUGUGACUACUGGUGGACCRUUGAUGGUCACACUGUUUAUGGCAGUGAGAUGGAGAUGASGGUUGAGCGACAUGUAAAGUCAGAGAAGAUUAAGUGCCACGCUCAGAAUACGGUCUCAAAGAAUUUUGACUUGGUAACCAAGACCGUACGGGUGGAAGAUGAUGGAAAAUCCAUGGCCACACAGGCUAAACAGACUAUAGACCUGCUUCUGUUUGCCUUUACACUCUCACUCUACACUGUAAUAUCACCAUGAUCCAGGAGAGGGCAGUUUUGUACAAGGCAGUAAACUGUUCUCCAAAUGCACAUCUGAAUAAUUUGAAAACAUGUCAGCAUUAUUACAAACAGUGCCUUCCAUAUCAGGAUGUUAACCAUAUUUGCUGAUGAUAAGUGAAGUGGAAAGGCUUGGCUGAAUCUUUCAAUGUGUGCAAGCAUCAUCACGUGUAUACCCUAUUUGGAUUAAAUAUUUAAUAAAGACAAAUUUACAUUAA
Messenger RNA from Salvelinus sp. IW2-2015, 1254 nucleotides. RefSeq lists its product as uncharacterized. NCBI's taxonomy places the organism in Eukaryota, Metazoa, Chordata, Actinopteri, Salmoniformes, Salmonidae. The record is from RefSeq and is a predicted model, not a curated record.